CGACAUUGUACCUUUUUUUUUUUUUUUGUUACCAGAUAAAACAAAAGGCAAAAGACCAAAACAGAAACUAGAACAUAGCAGCUGAAACCCACGGGAAACAAACCCAUUCAUAAAUGAUAGACAAAUGAGUUGUUUGAGAAAUUGAGUGUGAGAAGAGGAAUAAGAAUAGAUAUUGCAAUUUGGAAGGGAUGAAUCUAAGGCCAUUGGGGCCAUUGGUUAGGAUGGCUGUAGUUAUAUUUGGUGGAGUGGCCACUUUGAACUUGGCUUCUGCUGCUACCAUCAAAGUGCUUCGGUUUGCGUCUGAGAAGAAACGGGAAAAAGUUGCGUUGCCGUGUAGGGUUUGUAGAGGGAAGGGGUUUUAUAUAUGCAAACUGUGCAAUGGGAACUCCACCAUAUCUUGGUCACCAAUGUUCGACCCUAUUGCAAUUAACCCCUGCGUUUGUCCAACUUGCGAAGGAAACAGAGUUCAACGCUGUUUGAACUGUCUUGGAAAAGGCUAUGAUUGACCUAUUAUGACUGAGAUAUUGAGAUGGAUACUGUUGCAUUUCGUUUGUUCAUUUAAGAUGUAUGAUUAUGCAAGUGACUUGUUGAAGUGUAUUUUGCUGCAUCUGAGAGCUUGCACAUCUUUGUCAUUUUUUUUUUCAGAUUCAGUUGCCUUCCCAGUAAUAGAAUGAGAGCUAAGCAAUAGUUCUGUAAUAAAUCUUGGUUUGCCAAAUCAAUGGAGCCAAUGCAGUAAUGUCGAAUCACCUAUAGGGAAUGAAUUAGACGGUGCUCCAUUUGGAUAUGCAGAUGGACUUUUAAACUUUCUUUGCUUAUUAAAGUGGCGAAGUUUCAUCGUUAGCUUAAAAUUAUAACUUUUAGUAAAUAUCAUCAUUUCGUGUUUUGUA
This is a messenger RNA of Glycine soja, 887 nucleotides long. RefSeq lists its product as uncharacterized. NCBI's taxonomy places the organism in Eukaryota, Viridiplantae, Streptophyta, Magnoliopsida, Fabales, Fabaceae. The transcript has 4 exons. The record is from RefSeq and is a predicted model, not a curated record. The coding region runs from base 189 to 506 and encodes 105 amino acids.